CUUUCACUUGUUCGUCUCUCUCGCUGAAGAGAAUAAGGGCAGGGUUGAAGAAGACUAUGCGAGCGAUCGGGAUUGGAGGCGGAGGAGAUGACUGAUCCGGCGAUCAAGCUCUUCGGCAGGACCAUACCGUUGCAGGAGGGGAUGGAUGGUGAUUUUCCUGAUAAAGGUUCUGUCUUGGCGGCUGCAGAGGAUUUCGGAGAGAAGGAUGCUGACAAAGAGUUGAAGUUUGAAAGCAAGGAUCCAGCUUCUAAUGGCCCAGAGGAGCCAGAGCAGAAUGGGCAACAUGAUCCAUCUGAUUCAUGCAAUGGCAAUGGUGAAGAUCAUGAAACAUCUGCUCAAGGUGACAAAGUGACAGAAGAUGCUAAAAAUGAGCAAGAUCAGGCAGGGACUGAAACAAAGGUUCUCAAGAAACCAGAUAAGAUUCUACCAUGCCCUCGCUGCAAUAGUAUGGAUACCAAGUUCUGUUAUUAUAACAAUUACAAUGUCAACCAACCUAGGCAUUUCUGCAAGAACUGCCAGAGAUAUUGGACUGCUGGAGGGACAAUGAGAAAUGUUCCAGUGGGUGCUGGAAGACGCAAAAACAAACACACUGCCUCGCACCAACAUCAUUUAAUGAUGCUAUCAGAUGGAAUGCCCACAAACCGACUAGAUGCUUCUGAUUUAAAUCAUAGUCGGACUCUCCCCUCUGGGCCUUCGACAGCUUCCAUACCUAUCAAGGUAAAUGCAACUCUCUUGAAAUUUGGACCAGAAGCACCCCUAUGUGAGUCAAUGGCUUCUGUUCUUAAUCUUGGAGACCAGAAAAAAAAAUCUGAGUUGAGCUCCAUAGCUUGUGGUGAAAACGUGGAUGAACCCUCUUGUGCGUCUUCCAUGACAGUUCCCAAUGGUGUUGAAAAGGAACAUCCUGAAGGUGCCACUAACCUGAGGAACAGUAGCAUGCCAGGCUAUUGUACUGGAGUAAAUCCUCUGCAUCCUUUGCCAAGUUAUCCCGGUCCUCCUUGGGUUUACCCUUGGAGCCCGGGAUGGAAUAAUGUUGCUGCCAUGGCAGCAGGCCGGUCCUCAAAUGAGAAUGGAUCAGAAAAUGGACAUCCAAAUCCCAUCCCUUGGAACCCACCUCCUAUGGUAGUUGCUCCUGCAUUUUGUGCACCCGCUAUUCCCUUCCCUUUUAUACCACCUUCCUUUUGGGGUUGCAUGCCUACUUGGCCCUAUGGAGCAUGGAAUGCACCAUGGGCUGGAUCUAAUGGUGGCUUGUCACCGUCAUCUUCUACAAGCAACAGUGGUUGUUCCGGCAAUGGCGGCUCUCCUACCUUGGGCAAGCAUUCCAGAGAUGCAAAUUCUCAGUGUGAGGAGAAAGUAGAGAAGUCUUUAUGGGUUCCAAAAACUCUGAGGAUUGAUGACCCGGAUGAAGCCGCAAAGAGCUCUAUAUGGGCCACCCUCGGCAUCAAGCCUGAUGAAGGUGGUAUAUUCAAAUCUUUUAAGUCGAAGUCUGAAAGCAAAGGACAAGAAUCUGAUACUGCUCAAGUCUUGCAUGCGAAUCCAGCAGCCUUGUCACGGUCUCAGACUUUUCAAGAAAGCACUUAGGAAGGUUCUGCUUGGACAGUUUCUGGACUUCCAUGAAGAAUGCUUCCAAGCAUAUAGGGCAGCUUCUGAAGCGCUCAGAUCUACAUGGCCUCGCUUAGUAUGUACAACAGGCAACUGUUAGAUCUGACAGAAAGCUAAAUUUAGAAAUCUCGUUUUGUUUCUUUAAAGCUCAGGAGACAAUCAGGUUUGUGUAGCCUAUUCUAUAUUUUCUCAGCAUUGUAUUCUGUAAAUAGCAGAGAGAUACGUAACAACUUAUAGCUGCUAGUCCAAAUAUUGUUCCUGUAACUGUUGCCUUCCCAACAAUGUGGAGUGUGAUUGGCAAUAAUACUCGGUUAAUUAAGGUGAAAAUGCAUUUGAUUA
Messenger RNA from Dioscorea cayenensis subsp. rotundata (Guinea yam), 1938 nucleotides. Its product is annotated as cyclic dof factor 1-like. The transcript has 2 exons. The coding region runs from base 88 to 1578 and encodes 496 amino acids. The record is from RefSeq and is a predicted model, not a curated record. Lineage: Eukaryota; Viridiplantae; Streptophyta; Magnoliopsida; Dioscoreales; Dioscoreaceae. Gene Ontology annotation, biological process: regulation of DNA-templated transcription. Gene Ontology annotation, molecular function: DNA binding; DNA-binding transcription factor activity.